Sinocyclocheilus anshuiensis is the source of this 2218-nucleotide messenger RNA. Its product is annotated as HAUS augmin-like complex subunit 5. The record is from RefSeq and is a predicted model, not a curated record. Gene Ontology annotation, biological process: centrosome cycle; spindle assembly. NCBI's taxonomy places the organism in Eukaryota, Metazoa, Chordata, Actinopteri, Cypriniformes, Cyprinidae. The transcript is spliced from 19 exons. Gene Ontology annotation, cellular component: centrosome; HAUS complex. The coding region runs from base 133 to 2064 and encodes 643 amino acids.
AAGUAGCAAAAUAAACGGGGGCGAAGAAACGUCUCCCGCGUAUUUUGACUGUUGUUGUAUUUUUCGCAUUAGAAGAAGUGAGAUUUGUUUAUACUGCAGGUUUGUUUUAUUAUUAUCAGAAGAUUUAAAAAGAUGGCAAGUCUCAGUCAGGAACUGAAGCGCUGGGCUGUUGAGGAACUUGAGUUGCCAGCAGCCAGACUGCCGGAUGACGGCUAUAUAAAGACGUUGUGUGUCGGUCCUGGAGCUUCCAUUUGGAAGUAUAUCACGCAACAUAUUUAUAAGGAAAGGAACGUUCGUGUGAUGAGGGGGAAUAUUCAGUGGUACAAAGUUUUACAAGAUAAAGAGCUUAAACAGUUGAAAAAUCAGAAUAAAGAUGCGAGAAGGCUUGAGCUUCAGAGAGAGAUUGAUGCCCUUCAGACUGAACUCAAUCAACUGGACACAAAGAUCAGUAGAGUGGAGGAUCAACUUGCUACCGAAGAAAGGAACGUGAACGGGAACUGGGAGGACUUUAUGGAAAGCAGGCACAGACCGAUCCUGUUAGAUUCGUUCAGGCAGCGCUGCUCUGAGGAGAGAAACGUACUGUUAGAGGACACACACGUGAUUGGCACUCAGCGGCAUGCCCUGGAAGAGCUGUCCAAAGCAGAAAGGAACGUGAACGGGAACUGGGAGGACUUUAUGGAAAGCAGGCACAGACCGAUCCUGUUAGAUUCGUUCAGGCAGCGCUGCUCUGAGGAGAGAAACGUACUGUUAGAGGACACACACGUGAUUGGCACUCAGCGGCAUGCCCUGGAAGAGCUGUCCAAGAAAGCAGAGGUGAAGCUGGUGUUUGGGCCAUCUGACAGUUCAGACAGUGAAGCCGGAGCAGAUCCAUUGGUUUUAAAAGAUGUGAGAGAGCUCUGCAGCGAGAGGGUUCUCUUCUUCCAGGGCCUGCUACAGAGUGAACUAAACGUGAAUCCGUCCACUGAAUUUACUCAUGAACAAAGGAAAGCAGUGAUCCAGCACUGGACGAGUGCAGUGGAGAACGUUCUACGCUCUCAUCCUCCAAACCAAGUUCUUUCAGCUCUGCAAGCCUUGACCUCCAGACAGCAGGUGGCGUUAGAAGAGAAGAUUGCAGCUUUGAAUGUGGAGCGUGAUGUUUCGGAUCUAGGGUUUCGUUAUGAGAGCGAUCACCUAAUAGAUGUGUCGGCUGAGCAGAAAGAGGAGUUAACACCUGUCCACAGUCUGUUACAGUCUGCUUGGGAGGAGGUGGAGCAGAGUUAUUUUGAACUGGCACAGACUCGCAACAGAUGUGGGCAGCUAGAGACCGAACUCACGACUUUGAUGAGAAAAGCAGAGACGGCACACGGAUCAGACCCAGUGUCCAGGUGGAAAUUAUUAUAUUUACUUUUGAACUUGCAGUGUUUAGCGGCACAAUUACAUCAUAAACUGGCACAAUCCAAAUCUGUCGUUGGGCAGUUUGUUCAAGAAAAGCUCAAUCCUCAAUUUGGCAGUGUGAUUAAAGCCAGCAGUGAACUGCGCAACUCUGUGUCGCAAGGGGCCAAGCAUUUCAGCUGUGUAGCACUAGCUGCACUCAAUCGUAGGGCCAUGAAGGGAGGGCAGAAAUUACCAGCAGCUCAGCUUUCCAUCCACCGGAUACAGUCCUCAGCUUUCCACAAACUCUGUCAAAGUCUUUCAUUUCCCAUGUAUAUGGCUCCAGAAGAGCUGUGGUCUCAAGCUGCAGUUUUAAGGCUGGAGUUAAGACAUCUGCGCAGGCUUCUUCAGCUUUUCUCAGAGUCAUCAGCAGACCUGCAGAAGCUGACCGCACGGCUACCAUCGCCUGAUCAGCAGACUUUGGUACAGCGUGUGAAGAUGGUAGAUGAUGAGAUUCUGCAGACGUUGCUCCCACGGGCCCGUGAGCUCACACAGAGGUGCUCAAAAGGCCUGCUUUACACAGACCAAGUGAAGACUGCCAUCACACACUGGUGGGAGCAGCCUGGACAGUUUGCCCUGCCAGAGAUGCAAAGAGAGGGACUGACUUUCCAACAGUGGCUUCAACGAUGGAAACUGGCAACAAAGGAAUCCUAACUUAGUUUUGCAUUUGAGAGCAAAAUUUAUGUUGGGGAACGUUUUCUGUACAUAAUUUAUAUUUCACUUUCUUUCAAUUUACUCUUACAUUGUGUUCAAAAUAACCUGGGAUUUAAUAGGCUAAUUUAGGAUUUCUUAGUUAUUAACUUUUCUG